Drosophila grimshawi is the source of this 678-nucleotide messenger RNA. RefSeq names its product protein SYS1 homolog (gene Sys1). Gene Ontology annotation, cellular component: Golgi membrane; trans-Golgi network. The coding region runs from base 57 to 539 and encodes 160 amino acids. NCBI's taxonomy places the organism in Eukaryota, Metazoa, Arthropoda, Insecta, Diptera, Drosophilidae. The transcript has 3 exons. Gene Ontology annotation, biological process: Golgi to plasma membrane protein transport; Golgi to endosome transport; protein localization to Golgi apparatus. The record is from RefSeq and is a predicted model, not a curated record.
AGUCUGUCCAUUUUGGACUAGCCACAAUACAGCAACAACAAUAAACAACGUCAACGAUGAAAGGUGGAACAUUUCGCAGCACACAAUGGGAUCCAACGCUGCUCACAUCACAAAUUUUGUCCAUGCAAUUCUGCGUGUAUUUCUCCCUCGGCCUGCUCGUCUUCGUGGCCAACAAGUUGGCUGGCGACAAUUACACGCUGGAUCAUCUGUUUGAGUAUCAUGAAAUACAUAUAUACGAUUUGGGCGGUCGUCUCGUCAUUUGCGCAUUUGUCGUAAACGCUCUUAUUGCCUCGCUGGCGCUCUGGUGCAUUGUGCGUCGGGCCAAGCUCUGCCUGGAUUUCAGCUGCACUUUCCAUUUGCUGCAUCUGCUUGUCUGCUGGUGGUACAAUCGCUCAUUUCCCGCUAACGCUUCCUGGUGGCUGCUCAACGUCAUCACCGCGACCAUAAUGUGCAUAGGUGGUGAAUUUCUCUGCCUGCAAACAGAGAUGCGCGAAAUUCCAGUCGGCUAUGCAGCGCUCAAUCAAAAGUCGGACGUUUGACGAGUACCCCAAAUGUGAUGCUUACAACAGAAAAGAAAGCCACCAAUUACGCUAAACUUACUACUUGUAAUUUAUUGUUAACACUUUAAGAAUAUGUAUAGAAUAAUAUACGAGCUCUCAGCUAGGGAAAUAACUCAUA